Messenger RNA from Mus pahari (shrew mouse), 1149 nucleotides. RefSeq lists its product as uncharacterized. The transcript has 9 exons. Bases 1 to 1149 code for a protein of 382 amino acids. NCBI's taxonomy places the organism in Eukaryota, Metazoa, Chordata, Mammalia, Rodentia, Muridae. The record is from RefSeq and is a predicted model, not a curated record.
AUGAGACUCUUGUGGCUCUUCCUGUCUGUUGGCUGCCUGCUUAGCAGAAGCCAUGCUUUGUUGGAAGAUUCCAUUCAGAAAUCAGGCAUCCAAAGUGGUGAUACAGGAUUGGGUACAGGAUUGCUGACUGAUGAUGGAGGUGAAUCCAUUAACCUGGGAGGUGCUUCAUCUGUCAAGGUCCCUGAGAUCACUCCGGACAUUGCGGGUGAGCUUGGUCAACCUGAGAUGAACAUCCCAAGAGGCUUGGACACAAGUGACAUUACCAGCAAAUUGUCACCACCUGUCCUCAACCAAGACAUGCUGGCCCAGGAAGGACUGUUGAGUACUCUUAUUCUCAACAACCAGAAUCUAGUCACUGACAGGGAAAAACUACAAAUGCUACUCCUGGGUGGCAGAAUAUCAUUUGGUAUCAACAAUGAUCUCCUGGAUGCAGCAGGGACCAAUGCGGCCGAAGGCCUGGUCUGCAAAGGCUCCCUGGGUGGCCUUUGUGGUCAUGGGAGUCUCUCUGGCAUGAAUGAUGUUUUGAAGACCAUGAAUUCUGGGGAACUCGACAGCCGGCUCAAUGUCACCCGCUUCGACAUUGUCCAGCUGUCAUGGAAGGUCUUUGCCUCAUCUGAUCUCGAAAUUAAAUUUCAGACCAAGUUGACUAUCAAUUUCCCAGGGAUACUCUCAUUUCUUAAUGGCUCCACAGUGGAUGUGGACAUCGAGAUCCCCUUGCAAUUGCAACAGAUGGAGCUUGGUCAAAUGUCCUUUUCUGUAAAGAGCUGCCGGGCAGUAUUCACUGGGAUCCAAGUGCAUUCAGGUCUAAUCUCCAAAAUGAUGGAAUUAAUGUUGAAAUGGUCCUUGAACAUCUCCUUGCCCAACAUAUUGUGCCCAGUGGUCCGAUUCUGGUUCUACAUCAUCAACCAACAGUUGGCCAUUCUCCAAAAUAUCGCCUCACUUGGGAUGCCAGGGGGCGGCAACUUGCUUGAUACCGCACAGCCCAUGCUGUAUGAACGCACUUAUACCAUGGACUUUAAGAACAAAAGCUUCCCAGCUUCUUUCAUCAACUGGCUGGUUAGAAGUAAGUUUUCCUUCAUGUAUCCAUCCCAGAAUCCCACAAUCCUACCCCUCUCUUCGGUGUCGAAUGCCCUUUGGGAAGGGCACUGA